This is a messenger RNA of Striga hermonthica, 1608 nucleotides long. The record is from the annotation of a GenBank genome assembly. Lineage: Eukaryota; Viridiplantae; Streptophyta; Magnoliopsida; Lamiales; Orobanchaceae.
AUGCCUCCAACGGACUCUGUUUCUCUUCCUGCCUCUGGUUUGGACAGUUCUCAUAACGUUCAGAUGAACAAGGAUCAUGUGCUUAAUAUGUCUCCAAGACCUUCUUGCCUUCGGAAUCACAAUUCGUCUCUGGACAAGACGCCAAGCACCCGGGGAUUGGACAAAAAACAAAGCUUCAACUCGAGCUCGUCUGUGGUUUCAAAUGUCAAGACUGUGUCUAAGUCUUCAGCUGAGCUGGUGAAAGAAAUUGCCACACUUGAGGUUGAAAUAGUUCAUUUGGAGCGUUAUCUUCUCUCUCUAUACCGGACGGCUUUUCAGCAGCAUCUCCCGAGGAUAUCGAGCAACCAUGCUGAACAAGUGAGUGGAAGAUCUCAUGGGACUAUUAUUACAUCCGAACAACCGUCUCCAAAACUGAAAAUGCAAACGGCAGAAGAAUGUAAAGCCCGUCUGAGUCAAAGCUCACCUACAAGUUCUCUAACUGGCCCAAAAGAUUCGGUUCGAGAUUCGAUUCCCAAGUCGUCAUCAGGAAGUGGAAAGCAGAGUUUUUAUUCCGAGCACCGUAGCCUGGCAGACCACCUUGGGAGUUCUUGCAUGGAUGAUGCCCGAAUUUGUCCCGAUCGGUUGUCUGAAGACAUUAUAAGAUGUGUAUCUUCGAUUUAUUGCAAAUUAGCUAACCCUGCCCUUGCUUACAAGGGAUGCUCGGUUUCUUCUACUUCGUCAUUUUGUUCGUCAAGCACAUUUUCUCCGAGAAAUUUUUCCGGCAGCUGGAGUCCUCCGGGUAACGACGAGGUUACGGAAAAUUGUGAUUUUGAAGGCCCAAAACAAGGAAACGGGCCGUAUACUGCAAUGGUAGAGGUGCUGAGGAUAGGCAUAGACGAUGAAAGUUAUAGUUAUGCUGCUAAUAUGCUUCAGAAAUUCAGAUCUCUUGUGAAGAGCCUCGAGAUUGUUGACCCGAUGAAGAUGAGGCGUGAAGAGAAGCUUGCAUUCUGGAUCAAUAUUCACAACGCCUUAGUGAUGCAUGCUUAUUUGGCAUAUGGAACUCAAAACUAUAUCAAAAGUGCUUAUAUUUUGAAGGCUUCGUAUAACGUGGGCGGGCAUUGCAUAAAUGCAUAUGACAUACAAAGCUCCAUUUUAGGAAUCAGAUCACACUAUUCUGCACCGUGGCUCCAAACACUUUUAUAUCCUGGAAAGAAGUUCAAGACUGGGAAUACUAAACAUCCUUAUGCCAUUGAAUACUCUGAACCACUCGUUCAUUUUGCACUUUGCUCUGGUGCAUACUCAGAUCCAGCGGUCCGGGUGUACACUGCAAACAACGUAUUUCACGAUCUGAAUGUUGCUAAAGAAGAGUUCAUACAAGCUACGGUUUACGUUCAUAAGGAAAGCAAGAUAUACCUGCCCAAGAUACUUUGCUAUUAUGCGAAAGAUAUGUCGAUGGGGAUGGCAGCACUGUUGGAAGUGGUUAGCGGAUGUGUGACGAGCAUUCAGCAAAAGGCUAUAAAGACAUGUGUGAAGGGAAGGCCUGAAAAAUAUGUGUAUUGGUUGGAGCAGAGUUCGUCUUUUCGUUAUCUCAUCCAUAAGGAAAUAGCUGAAACGAGAUGGGGUGCUUGA